CAAUUCCGACUCCUCUGCUCUGACAAUCCAUCUACCACGCGUGCAAACUCCUCUUCUUCCACCUGCUCCUGCCUCCUGCGCCCCAAACCCACCUCGCCGUCGCCGUCGGCGCAGGCCGCAGCCUGUUCCCGGUUCCCGCCUCGCCGUCUACCGCGUCCCGCAGCAACGGAGCCGCGGCACCUCGGAUUCGCCUCAGCUUCCGCAAUACUCGCCGUCCUCCUGCUCCGCCGCCCCUCCCGUGUACUGGCGCUGGAGCUGCAGAUCCACCGCGACCUGGCGACCGAUUCCUCCUCGCGCUGAAGAAUUGGCGACCUUGGACUCCGCCCCCGGCGGCGCGGAGGGGGUCAACUGUGGUAGCAGCCACCGCGGAGGCUGCAAGCCUCCGGUAAGGGAGGGAAAUUGACUUCUUGGAAGCCGGAAGCCGGUCCCGGGCCGCGAUGGCGUCGAUCGGCGGCGGCGCGUCGUCGGCUGCCGCGAAGAACGAGUCCUACGUGCGCGCCGACAAGAUCGACCUCGAGAGCCUGGACAUCCAGCUGGAGAAGCAGCUGGCCAAGACCUGGGAGAAGCACAAGGGGUCGUACAACCAGGGGCCCAGGGAGGACUGGGAGAUCGACCUCGCCAAGCUCGAGAUUCGCUACGUCAUCGCGCAGGGCACCUACGGCACGGUGUACCGCGGCACGUAUGACGGCCAGGACGUCGCAGUAAAACUAUUGGAUUGGGGCGAAGAUGGCUUUGCAUCAGAAACUGAAACUGCCACACUGCGAGCAUCUUUUAAGCAGGAGGUUGCUGUCUGGCAUGAGCUCAACCAUCCAAAUGUUACAAAGUUCGUUGGUGCAUCAAUGGGUACUGCAGACCUUAAGAUUCCAACCAAUAGUUCCAACAGUGGUGGGCGCACUGAGCUGCCGCCAAGAGCAUGUUGUGUUGUGGUCGAAUAUCUUGCUGGAGGAACACUAAAACAAUAUUUAAUAAAGAGCCGGCGUAGGAAGCUUGCCUACAAAGUUGUUGUUCAGAUAGCACUGGAUCUUGCUAGAGGAUUAAGCUAUCUACACUCAAGAAAGAUAGUACAUCGGGACGUAAAAACCGAAAAUAUGCUGCUCGACACACAACGAAACCUUAAAAUUGCUGAUUUUGGUGUUGCUCGUGUUGAGGCUCAGAAUCCAAAGGAUAUGACAGGCGCGACAGGGACACUUGGCUACAUGGCCCCAGAGGUUCUUGAAGGCAAGCCAUACAAUAGAAAGUGUGAUGUCUACAGUUUUGGCAUAUGUUUAUGGGAAAUAUACUGCUGUGACAUGCCAUAUCCAGACCUCAGUUUUGCAGACGUCUCAUCCGCUGUUGUUCAUCAGAAUCUGCGGCCUGACAUCCCUCGUUGCUGCCCAAGCCCAAUGGCGAACAUCAUGCGGAAGUGCUGGGACGCAAACCCAGAUAAGCGCCCUGACAUGGACGAGGUGGUGCGGUUCUUGGAGGCCCUAGACACAAGCAAGGGCGGUGGCAUGAUACCAGAAGGCCAGGCAGGUGGUUGCUUGUGUUUCUUCAGAGCCCGUGGUCCUUAGAACCAACCCUGUCCAGCCCUCCUCUCCAUGCCUAUACCAUACUACAAAAUUGGAGCCAGAUCUAGGCCUUUAUUGCUCAUCGGAUAGUUGAUACCAAAUAGCCCCUUCACUGUGCUGAUUGCAGAUAAGUUGAUGACAAUCUUUGUGAUUGGUUGACACUCGUUAUAAGUUUUAUAGUGAUGUGAAUACCAGUCAGGAGUCCACAAUACAGAGGGUUUCAGCCAAUUCAUGGUUGCAUUCUCAUAAUGGUUUGUUUGUGGAAAUCACAUGAUGGGCCCUCGAGGAUGAACUGGGGAGAACAGGUUCCAUGCCUGUGAAGCGAUAUGUGAUAUUCCGAUCCA
This is a messenger RNA of Sorghum bicolor (sorghum), 1891 nucleotides long. Its product is annotated as serine/threonine-protein kinase HT1-like. Gene Ontology annotation, molecular function: protein kinase activity; ATP binding. Gene Ontology annotation, cellular component: plasma membrane. The record is from RefSeq and is a predicted model, not a curated record. Lineage: Eukaryota; Viridiplantae; Streptophyta; Magnoliopsida; Poales; Poaceae. Bases 438 to 1550 code for a protein of 370 amino acids. Gene Ontology annotation, biological process: protein phosphorylation. The transcript has 7 exons.